GCUGCAUCCUACUACUGCAACAAGCUGGGGUUUGAGGAGCUGGCGUACCGGGGGCUGGAGACCGGCAGCAGGGAAGUGGUCUCACAUGUCAUCAAGCAGGACAAGAUCGUGUUUGUUCUCUCAUCUGCUCUCAACCCAGGAAAUGAGGAGAUGGGAGAGCACCUGGUGAAGCACGGUGAUGGGGUGAAGGACAUUGCCUUUGAAGUGGAGGACUGUGACUUCAUUGUCCAGAAAGCCAAGGAGCGCGGAGCUGUGGUGGUGAAGGAGCCCUGGGUGGAGGAGGACAAAUUCGGGAAGGUGAAGUUUGCAGUGAUCCAGACGUAUGGUGACACCACCCACACCUUGAUCGAAAAGCUCAACUACAAGGGCCUUUUCCUACCUGGGUAUCACCCACCUCUCUUCAAGGACCCCUUGCUGCCAAAGCUACCAAGUGCCAAGCUCAGCUUUGUUGACCAUGUUGUGGGGAACCAACCUGACCUCCAGAUGGUUCCAGUGGCAGACUGGUACCAGAAGAACCUGCUCUUCCACCGCUUCUGGUCAGUGGACGACAAGCAGGUGCACACUGAGUUCAGUGCCCUGCGCUCCAUCGUGGUCACCAACUACGAAGAGACCAUUAAGAUGCCCAUUAAUGAGCCAGCACCUGGCAAGAAGAAAUCCCAGAUUCAGGAAUACAUCGAUUACUACGGUGGGGCUGGAGUCCAGCACAUCGCACUGAACACCUCUGACAUCAUUACAGCAAUCACCAACCUGAAGCAGCGAGGCGUGCAGUUCAUGGAUGUGCCAUCCAGCUACUACCAGGUGCUGCGGGAGAGGCUGAAAACUGCCAAAAUCAAAGUGAAGGAGAACAUUGACAAGCUGGCGGAACUAAAAAUCCUAGUGGAUUUUGAUGAGAAAGGCUACUUGCUCCAGAUCUUCACCAAGCCAGUCCAAGACAGACCCACUGUCUUUCUGGAGGUGAUCCAGCGAUAUAACCACCAGGGCUUUGGCGCUGGCAACUUCAAGUCUCUGUUUGAAGCGAUAGAAACGGAACAGGACGCAAGAGGAAACCUGACCAUCCUGGGGUCCAACGGGGAGACCAGGCGCAUGUAGAGGACAGCAGAAAACACCACCCUCAUCCCCAAUGAGCUGUUUGACAAAGGAAUGAGGAAAUGGCCCAUAUUUGGUAAAGAGCCCAGACCUAAGUGUCAUAGACCCAAGGAAGCUGCUGCCAAGUGGAGAUGUGAAAGGAAUCAACAGGUCAACAUCUAUCUCGACCCAGCCCCAGCACUGCCCUCCAGUGACUUCUUAGGAGAGGGAGCAUGGGAAAUGGCAAAUGCUCUUCAAGAGCAGUUUAAUAUGAUCCAAAGCAACAAAUCUUUAAAGGGCAGAUGUAAGGCAUGUGCCAAAGACAUGCAGCUACGGAGGUAGAUGGAAGGAACAGCUUAGAGAGCUUAAAUUUAGGCUAUCCAAAGUUUUUCUGGUAAUUUUAGCUACAAGGGAAGCUGGGAGAUGAAAAUCAUGGAGGUGAUUGCCUCUCUGUACAUCUCAUUUUGUAAGAUUUUGGUUUAAUUGCUUUUAGAUUCAAUCUUGAAUUUGCUGAGAUUAAACACAUGAUUUUAGGGUAGCUACAACAUUCUGGAGUGAGAAUCAGAUGUAGGUGUUGCAGCCUUCCCAUGGCACUGCAGCCCUGCUCUAAUACCUGUAGACUCCUGCAUUAGUGAAGGGUUGGGGAUUCUCCCAUGUUUCAAGAGGCAGUUGCUGGAACUGGCUCAGAUCCUUGGCUGCCAUGUACAAAGCUCCCUCUGGGCAUCACCAGUGUUGUCACUGUCCUUUGCAAGGGGCCUUCCACCACCAACACAAUAAAACUCUUUUCUGUCACA
Messenger RNA from Pogoniulus pusillus (Red-fronted tinkerbird), 1859 nucleotides. RefSeq names its product 4-hydroxyphenylpyruvate dioxygenase (gene HPD). Lineage: Eukaryota; Metazoa; Chordata; Aves; Piciformes; Lybiidae. The record is from RefSeq and is a predicted model, not a curated record. The transcript has 11 exons. Gene Ontology annotation, molecular function: 4-hydroxyphenylpyruvate dioxygenase activity. Gene Ontology annotation, biological process: L-tyrosine catabolic process. Gene Ontology annotation, cellular component: endoplasmic reticulum membrane; Golgi membrane. Bases 151 to 1089 code for a protein of 312 amino acids.